This is a messenger RNA of Solanum stenotomum, 1756 nucleotides long. Its product is annotated as putative UPF0481 protein At3g02645. The coding region runs from base 1 to 1443 and encodes 480 amino acids. The transcript has 2 exons. Lineage: Eukaryota; Viridiplantae; Streptophyta; Magnoliopsida; Solanales; Solanaceae. The record is from RefSeq and is a predicted model, not a curated record.
AUGGCACACUCCAUUGAGAUUACCUCAAUAGAUAAUCAAAUUCCACUACUUCAAACUGAAAAAAAUGAGAUAGAAGAAAGGAGGAAAGUAGAUCAUAUAAUCGAGAUAAAGGAAACAAAUGGUCAAGAUCCAUAUAGGUCACAAACAAAGAAAUCUGUAAAUCAAAUCUUUGAUGAAAUGUUUGAGGAUUUGAACAAUUUGUCAAUCAAAUCGUGUACGAUAUUCAAAGUAAAUGUGGGGCAACGUGAAUCAAAUUCAGAUGCUUAUACACCAAAGAUGAUCUCUAUCGGUUCUUACCAUAAGAAAAAUCCUCAACUUCGUCCAAUGGAAAAGUACAAACUAUUAUACCUACAACAGUUUCUUCAACGAAAAGAUGGACUUGAUGUGGAAAGUUGCAUCAAUGAAUUGGAGACACUAAAGAAGGAAACAAUGAACUGUUAUAAUGAUAUAGAAGAUCUAUGUGAUGAUAGUUGCACUAGUCAAUUUUUGCAAAUGUUGUUGCUUGAUGGUUGUUUUGUGGUUGAGUUUAUUCGAGAGUGUACUGAAGGAGAAGACAACAUCAUCAAUAUUGAUGAUUGCAUAUAUGGUCAAAUACUUCGAGACUUGAUGUUACUAGAAAACCAACUUCCUUUCUUUGUUCUCAACCAACUUCAUGACAUGACAAAGCAAGAUGAUGAAUUACCAUUGGCAAUACUGGCGAUUAAUUCAUUUACCUUUUUUGUUGACUUGCCAAAAAUGACCCCUGAAUCCUUUAGAAAGACAAAAUGUAAUGAAGAAAAUAUCAAACAUUUACUUCAUGCAGUACACAUAUUUUCAUGUCAUGGGAAUCCCAUGAAAAAGUCAAAUCAUAACAAAAAGAGGCAUAUGAUCAUGCCAAAUGCAACAGAGCUUUCCGAAGCUGGAGUUAGCUUUGCAAAGAUCGGAAAUAUUAAUAGAAACAAAGACAAUAUUAGGGAUAUGACGAGUUUAUUUGAUAUAAAGUUCGAAAAUGGAUUGAUGACAAUCCCUUGUUUUCAAGUCUGUGAUGAUACAGAAACAUUCUUGAGAAAUCUCAUUGCUUAUGAGCAACAAUCAUCUGAUGUACAACCAAAAUAUUUCAGUGAUUAUGCUACUUUCAUGGAUUAUCUUAUCGACUCAGAUAAAGAUGUGAAUUUACUUCGCCGAAAAGGAAUCAUAGAGAACUGGAUUGGAGAGGACAAAGAAGUGGCUAGUCUCUUCAAUAAAAUCGGAAAUGGGGUCACUGUUUAUUCUACCUUCUAUUACAAUGAAGAAUGCAUAAAAGCAAUUCAACAUUGUGAACAACCAUGGAACAGAAUGAAGGCAAAUUUAAGGCACAAUUACUUCAAUAGUCCUUGGGCAGGAGCUUCAACUGUGGCAGCCAUCAUACUCCUCUUGCUCACAGCUACACAGACUGUUUUAGCUUUCACAGGUGCCGUUAAGUAGUAAUUAUCAUGAUUCUCUCAAUUGUAGUGUUUCCUCACAACUCCAUACAUGUAAUUUGCAUGUUGAUGAGCUUAUGAGUUUUUCAUGUCCCCCUUUUGUAUUGAUUUUUUAUAGUUGAAUGCUAAUUUAGUUUAUUUCAAGUAUCUAUACAUGUCACCUCCUACCAACAUGUAUCCGAUAACUUUAUCCACUACGCAAGCCAACACAUUAAAACCUUCAAUAUAGAUUGGCCCUACCCAAGCACAAUGUGGUUUUAAGCACUCGGGUGAUGUUUUUAGACAGCAGCUGGCCAUAUGGUUAUUUUGGGGGGUUA